UUCAAUUUAACCUGAAUAUUUUGACAUGACGCUUAAUUUAUUUGAUACCAGUAGCACAAAAUCGUUGUUCAAGAUGGCCAACAGCUGUCCGUAACAUUUUCGCGCUCUUUUCAAGUUGGCCGUUAUACGCCAAUCAGCGCGCUCAAAAUUGAACCAAUCAGAAAGGGCGCAAAAAUACAGGAGGGUAUAUAUACAAGCCCUCCCGUAACCCAGCAUCAGUCGCAAAACAACAGUGUCACGAUGAACAUCGCCUCCUUAGUAUUCCUUCUCUUUUUGAUUCCUGCUGGCCCGGUCACCAUCCCGGAAUGGCCAGACAUGUAUGAUGUUGUACAGGGCAUGUGGACAGAAGCAACUUGGCGCAUUUCGCAAAUGCUCUCCAGUGUGGACGAGAAUGUCUUCCAUCUGUCGGCGUCUCUCGCCACCAGCAGCAUUUGUGCUUUGGACUCUCUGUCCACUUUUGCUAUCACCAUUAUCUCAGACACUUAUUCAUUGUUGAUUUACAUGCUGGGCAAUGUUGAGUUAUGCUUUAUUCAGUUUGGGGAUCACGCCGUCAGUGUGACAGUUUGUGUUUUUGGGUGCUGUGGCAACAUUUUGGACAACAUUUCAUCACUCUUUGGACAAUGUUUGGGAUUCAUGGAACAAGUUCUUUCGGUUCAUAAACUCUCUCUCGUCAUGGAUUUUCUUUCUUCCUUUUCUACAAAAGACUGUGUACGUUUGGGUGCUGGUUUCAUCUUCGUGGCUUUGUGUGUAUCAGUUAUUUGGAUGGGGCUUGAGAUGAGGGAGCAUCUAGGGCGGAUGCACAGGGCAGUGGCCAGUCUGGCAGAAGAAAACAGACACUUGAGGAUUAAAUUGAAUGCCGAGUUCAACACCUUAGAAGAAAGGCAGAAAGAGAAUGAGAGAGCCCUGACAGAAACAAGACACAGAUCACAAGCCCUGUCCAUGUGGUUAAAUGUGUACACGAGCGAACUGUCCAGGAAGUUAGACACACAGUCAGCUGGACAGUUCGUUCGUAGAUCCCUACAACGCCAGAAGUUGCUUUGUAUGUCACCAUUGUUCAGUUAUUGUUAUUGUUGAUUAAAUAUGUGAUUGAUAUAUUAA
This is a messenger RNA of Saccostrea cuccullata (small rock oyster), 1098 nucleotides long. RefSeq lists its product as uncharacterized. The transcript has 6 exons. Bases 241 to 1074 code for a protein of 277 amino acids. Lineage: Eukaryota; Metazoa; Mollusca; Bivalvia; Ostreida; Ostreidae. The record is from RefSeq and is a predicted model, not a curated record.